AUGUCUUUCGUCCUCUACGUUGAGUUAGCUUCAUCUUUACCACCGAGACCUGGUGAUGGGAUUUUUGCAACAGCGACAUGGAUUCAAAAUGAUACUAGUGUGGCUGGUGCCAAUGGUCAAGGGUCUGCAGAAAAUCAUCGUGUAGUCAAAUGGUAUCGUGGCAUCUCUAGUGGACAUUUAGUGGCAGGUGGACAUGGGCAAGGAAACCAUAGCGAUCAAUUGAAUGAACCGUCCAAUGUUUUACUGGAUAAAAAUGAAACAAUGUAUAUAAGUGACAAUGGUAAUAGACGUAUUCAACGAUGGUCUCGAGAUGCUCAAAAUGGAGAAACAAUUAUUGAAAAUAUCUCUACGUUAGGUAUAGCACAAGAUGAUCAAGGAUCACUUUAUGUGUCUGAUUCGAUCGCAAGUGAAGUGAAAAAAUGGCGUGUUGGUGAGACGAUUGGACAAGUGAUCAUUUCGGGACUAAAUCAACCCAAUGCAUUGUUUGUUGAUCGAAAUCGAUCGGUCUAUGUGACGGACAUGCAUAAUCACCUAGUGAUAAAAGUGGAUGAAGGAACAACACAAUUUUCGAUUGUUGCUGGUGGAUCUCAUGGUCACGAGUCAAAUCAUUUAUUAUUCCCUCUCGCUGUUAUUGUUGAUGCGUUUGACACUGUUUAUGUGGCCGAUACUAAUAAUCAUCGAUUAAUGUGGUGGCCACGUGGAGCUAAAUCAGGUAGUAUCAUCAUCGGUAGUUGUGGCCAAGGUUCGCAAUCUGAUCAACUUAGUGGACCCACUGAUUUGUCAUUUGAUCUUGAAGGAAAUCUCUAUGUUCUCGAUCAUUAUAAUCAUCGUGUGCAAAAAUUUGCCCUUAAUAAGAGUUCAUGUUGA
Rotaria sp. Silwood2 is the source of this 867-nucleotide messenger RNA. NCBI's taxonomy places the organism in Eukaryota, Metazoa, Rotifera, Eurotatoria, Philodinida, Philodinidae. The record is from the annotation of a GenBank genome assembly.